AGGAGAUUAUCUUGUAUAGAAGGCUACUCCUGUUUCAUUUGCCCUCCUUCAUCCCAAUAUCUGGAGAAAGGAUUAGAACAGUAGUGCAGGAAAGACUCAGUUCGGUGGCAAGAAGAAAUGCAGUUCAGCCUGCCCGCUGCUCAGGCUGGACAGCACCAUCAUGUGGGAGGUGCUCACGUAGCAGCUGAUGGAACAACUGAAUCAGGAUGGCCCAAAAAUUUUCUUAAAAGUGUUAAAGUCGUUUGAUGUUAAUAUUGAAGAACCAGAGGCAUUCAGAUGGGAUGAGGAAAAUGGGGCUUUCACUUUAUUUGUGUCCUCCCUCUUCCAUGUUCGCACCUUUUAAGGCUGUAAAGUGACUGGGAGAGGAACCAUUUUUAAGUGUCUACAGAGCACCUACAGUAUUUGAGUGCUAUUACAAUUUUACCAGUGACAAGACGAAAGUAGAUGCAGACAGGACAGAAAGAGAUGGCACCUUCAAGAAUGCUGGCAUGACAUAACUAUUUAUGAUGAUCUCUUACAGGAGCUACAGCCUAUCUGCCUGUGCACAUGAACAGAACAUUUACUGUUAAGAUGCUUAAGGUGAAAAGAGAAGCAGAUUAAAAUUGGAAAAGGUAUAACAAGGAUGAUUGAAGACAUAGAACAUAUUUUGUACUAGGAAUAAACAAGGAUUAUUUUUAGCCUGAAAAUUAUAUAAGUCAGUGAAAUCACAAGAGACACAGAGAAAGUGACCAGGAGAUGCUGAUUCAUGGUCCUAACAUGAGGUCGAGCUGGCAUCAUAUGAGCUUAGGGAUGUGGAACAAACAACUGGGAACAAACAACAGGACUGCAGAAGUUUCAUUGCACAACAAGUUUGUGACUUAUGGAAUAUACUGCCUGUGGAGAGGACAGCUGUCAGAAGCACACCAUUUCAGAAUGUAAACUGACAAGAUGAAAAACUGAAGGCUACUAAAAAUAAUGAAAUGGAAAAUCCUGAAGUGACUGUGAGCAGCUGCAAUGUGCAUGAUGAUGAAAACCUUUGCAGCUACAAACGACACUCAUCAGUAUCACAGGAGGGGCUUUUGGAAGACCAGCUUAGAAGGAAGUUGAAAUUUUUCUUCAUGAACCCAUGCGAGAAAUUUUGGGCCCGGGGCAGAAAGCCUUGGAAACUUGGGAUUCAGUUACUCAAAAUAGUAAUGGUUACAGUUCAGCUGGUGGUUUUCGGAUUGAGCAAUCAAAUGGUGGUUGCCUUCAAAGAAGAGAACACUAUUGCAUUCAAACAUCUUUUCUUGAAAGGGUAUAUGGACAGAAUGGAUGAUACCUAUGCCGUGUACACACAAACAGAUGUCUAUGACCAGAUAUUCUUUGCAAUAAACCAGUACCUCCAGCUGCCCAACAUCUCUGUUGGAAAUCACGCUUAUGAGAAGAAGGGAGCAGAAGAGACACCUCUGGCUGUUUGUCAGCAGUUCUACAAGCGAGGAAUCAUCUGUCCUGGAAAUGACACGUUUGAUAUAGACCCAGAGAUUGUGACUGACUGCUUGUACAUUGAGCCAACGACUUCAUUAGACAACACAACAAUGGGAAAGCACAAUUUGAAUUUCACUCUGGAUUUCCCCAGACUGGUGGCAGUGCAGCUCAUGUUCAAUCUGAAGGCAAUCAACCUCCAGACCGUUCGUCACCACGAGCUCCCCGACUGCUACGAUUUCACUCUGCGGAUUGUGUUUGAUAAUAAAGCACACAGCGGAAGAAUUAAAAUAAGUCUAGACAAUGACAUAGCAAUCAGGGAAUGUAAAGACUGGCACGUUUCUGGAUCGAUACAGAAGAACACUCAUUACAUGAUGAUCUUUGAUGCUUUUGUCAUAUUGACUUGUCUGACUUCAUUGAUCCUUUGCACACGAUCAGUGAUUAAAGGAAUUUGGCUCCAAAGGGAAUUUGUAAGCUUUUUCCUAUAUUAUUAUAAGAAAGAAGUAUCUUUCAGUGAUCAAAUGGAAUUUGUCAACGGAUGGUACAUCCUGAUUAUAGUUAGCGAUGUCCUGACUAUUGUUGGAUCAACUCUAAAGAUGGAGAUACAAGCUAAGAGUCUGACAAGUUAUGAUGUCUGCAGCAUACUCUUAGGAAUAUCCACCAUGCUUGUGUGGCUUGGAGUCAUUCGCUACCUAGGUUUCUUUCAGAAGUAUAAUCUUCUCAUCCUAACACUGCGAGCAGCAUUACCCAAUGUAAUGAGGUUCUGCUGUUGUGCUGCUAUGAUCUACCUGGGCUAUUGUUUCUGUGGAUGGAUUGUACUGGGACCAUACCAUGUGAAGUUUCGUACUCUGAACAUGGUUUCUGAAUGCCUUUUUUCACUGAUCAAUGGAGAUGACAUGUUUGCCACCUUUGCAGAAAUGCAGCAGAAAAGUUACUUGGUUUGGUUGUUCAGUAGGAUAUACCUCUACUCCUUCAUAAGUCUGUUCAUCUAUAUGGUGCUGAGUCUCUUCAUUGCACUCAUUACAGAUACGUAUGAAACAGUCAAGCACUACCAACAAGAUGGCUUUCCCGAGACAGAACUUCAGAGAUUUAUAUCACAGUGCAAAGACUCGCCAAACUCUGGGAGGUACAGGCUAGAGGACGAAAGUUCUGCAUCUCUCUUCUGUUGUUGUAAUGGUUGUAUGUAGUGAACAUAUUUAAUGGAUUGUGGGAGCGUGUCAUGGAGGCUUUAAAGCAGCACACAUUGCAAGAACUGGACAAUGGAGCUGGUGGAAAACCUUAUCUCUGAAGACUUUAUUUGCUUUUCUCAAAAAACAGUGUAAGCCCAUGGCAGAAGUUUAUGCUAAACUUACAGACUUUUUGAUUAGACAUUCACUGCUAGUUCAGGGGGCUUGGGGUUGGUUUUUAUUUGUUUUAUUCUAUUUGUUUCCUCAGUUAAAUUGUGCUAGAAUGAAAAGGGCAUAAAAACUUGUCUGUGUUCAGAGACUUGGCUAGAUCAUAAGAGUAGAAUAUAAAUGUAAUAACUUUCAACUGUAAGUAGAACUCGUGUUGGACAACUUCAGCUUUGAACACCAGCCUAGCCCUCAGUGCUGCAGGCAUUAUCUGUCUAUGGCUGACCUGUUACUGAAUUAAUGAAAGCUCACUAGAGCCCUCAGAAUUUUUGGUUUAUUUGCACUCACAGUAAAAAGAGAUACUAUGAAAUUUGGUGUAAUUUGUUUCUGGAGUCAUUACAGUGAGUUGAUACACCAAGCCACUCAAAUACCGCUGAAAGCAUAAAAUAAAUAUUUCUUUAAACACAAGUACCACUGGAUGUAAGUGGCAAUCUAUUCUCAGAGAGGCUGGGAUAUACCAGGCUGAACUGAAGUUGAGGGAUGAGCUGAAUGGAGAAAUGUUCUCAUGUAUCAAGCACUGGGCAGGGUCAGUUACAGUCUUCAGCUUAACAGUGUUUGGAUCUUACGUUUUUAAAGGAAAAAUCAGACAAAAACCCUUUCAAAACACCUAUUUUUUAAAAAUUUGAAAUCUUCCUCUGGCAUACAAGUCUGUAAAACUGAAGUUAUAACUAAGUUAAAGACACAGGAGAUGUCUCUGAGAGUCUUAUCUCUCUCCACACUUCAGAAACUGGAUGUUUCCUAGCAACUGAAUAGCCUGCUACUGUCAGUGGCUGGCUGAAACAUUGGCUCUUAUAAAAGUUCUGUUUUGACAACUUAGUUUAUAUUCUUUGUUGAUUGUGAUACUAUUUAAUGGAUGCCUUAUUUUCUAUAGUCUAUUCACUCUAGGAGCAGAAUAGAAGACUAAAGGGAAGUGUGUUUUAGAGAACUUGCAUUUCUGAGCAACAUUGCUGUAGCUGUGUGUGACAAUGUAUAAUGAAUGCUGCAGAGGACACUAAAUAUGUUCUGUCUGAAUGUCUACACAUUGUAAAUGUGCUACAAUAAACACAGCUGCAGUAAGUA
This is a messenger RNA of Sturnus vulgaris (Common starling), 3890 nucleotides long. The record is from RefSeq and is a predicted model, not a curated record. NCBI's taxonomy places the organism in Eukaryota, Metazoa, Chordata, Aves, Passeriformes, Sturnidae.